AUGACUGUGCAGCAGGUUUGCCAGAUAUUGCAGCCCGGUGUGAAGGGCCUGCUGUCUCAAGUUCAGGCGGUUAAUCUCGUUCUGAGCCUGAUCAUUCUUGCCACUGAUCCAAUUGACCAGGAUACACUGCGAUUUUUUGUACGAUUUUUCACACCGUCAGACUACAAUGACCUUUUAGAGGAAAGAAGAGUAUUGUCUCGUUGCGGCUACCCCAUCUGUACUAAUAGGUUGACAGACUGCCAUGGUCAUGUUCGCAAAGACCAGAGCCUAGCUGUGAAUCCAUGGAGUCGCAGCUUCUGUUCCCGCCAUUGCUUCCAGGCGAGUGCAUUCUAUCAGCAGCAACUACCCAACGAAGCGCUGGUCACACGCAAGGACAUUGUGUGGAAACCGUUUGGCGAGAUGCCUUACGAAGCAAACGUACUUUUGUUGGAAGAGGUGCAACAAAUAGCCAGGGCAGAGCGAAAGCCUGUGUCUGUUGUUGUUCGUGACUUGCUACUUCAGCAGCAGGAUGUCGAAAACGAGUUCGCUGCUCUACAUAUAAACGAGAAGGAACUGGACGCACUGGAUUUGGGAGAUGCCCUAACUAAGAUAAAAAUAUCUGAGAACAAAACUCCCGUCCCGCCAUAG
This is a messenger RNA of Wickerhamiella sorbophila, 627 nucleotides long. RefSeq names its product RNA polymerase II subunit B1 CTD phosphatase RTR1. The coding region runs from base 1 to 627 and encodes 208 amino acids. Gene Ontology annotation, cellular component: nucleus; cytoplasm. The transcript has a single exon. The record is from RefSeq and is a predicted model, not a curated record. Gene Ontology annotation, molecular function: RNA polymerase II CTD heptapeptide repeat phosphatase activity; RNA polymerase core enzyme binding. Lineage: Eukaryota; Fungi; Ascomycota; Dipodascomycetes; Dipodascales; Trichomonascaceae.